AUGUUCUUUAGAUCUUCAAGCAAGCUCGUUGCACCAGUGCUCAGACGCACUUAUUCUACAUCAAGAUGGUCAAAGGUCGUCAAGGGACCAGAGGACCCAAUCUUGGGUGUGAGCGUUGCCUUCAACAAGGACACCUCACCAUCAAAGAUCAACUUGGGUGUCGGCGCCUACCGUGACGACAACGGAAAGCCAUACGUAUUGGAGUGCGUGAAGAAGGCCGACAAGAAGAUCUACGAAGCCGGCGUCGACCACGAGUACGCACCAAUCGUCGGUGUGUCGUCGUUCAACAACGCCGCCGUGCAGCUGGCUCUCGGCGAGGACUGCAAGGCCCUCAAGGAGAAGCGCGUCGUCACCGUGCAGGCCAUCUCCGGAACCGGUGCCCUCCGUGUUGCCGCCGCCUUCAUUGCCCGCUUCCUGCCUGGCGUCACUGCCUACGUGCCCAACCCAACCUGGGGCAACCACAACGUGAUCUUUGCCGACUGCGGCGUGCCCGUCAAGUCCUACACCUACUACAACCCACAGAACUGCGGCCUCAACUUUGACGGCAUGUUCAAGGACAUCCAGUCGGCACCCAACGGCAGCGUCAUCCUGCUGCACGCCUGUGCUCACAACCCAACCGGAGUCGACCCAUCGAUGGAGCAGUGGAAGAAGAUCUCGCAGCUGUGCAAGGAGAAGAACCACUUUGUGCUGUUCGACUUUGCUUACCAGGGAUUCGCCUCGGGCAGCCCGGAGCAGGACGCCGAGCCAGUGCGCUACUUUGUCAACGAGGGUCACGAGAUCGCCCUCUGCCAGUCGUUCGCCAAGAACUUUGGUCUGUACGGUGAGCGCAUUGGCGCCUUCUCGUUGAUCGGAUCGACCCCCGACGAGGCCAUCAACAUCGAGUCACAGCUCAAGAUUCUAAUCCGUCCAAUGUACUCGAACCCACCCGUGUACGGUGCUCGUCUCGUCUCGACCAUCCUCUCCAACAAGGACCUGACCGCCGAGUGGCGCUCAGAGGUCAAGCUGAUGGCCGACCGCAUCAUCAACAUGCGUGAGCAGCUCGUCAAGUACCUGAAGCAGCACGGAUCGACCCGCGACUGGAGCCACAUCACCAACCAAAUCGGAAUGUUCUGUUACACUGGUCUCACUGGCGAGCAGGUCGAUCGUCUGGCCUCAGAGUUCCACAUCUACCUCACCCGCAACGGUCGUAUCUCUAUUGCCGGUAUCACCCCACGCAAUGUUGAGUACCUUGCCAAGGCCAUGCACAAGGUCACUUCCGAGUCCAAGUAA
Acytostelium subglobosum LB1 is the source of this 1269-nucleotide messenger RNA. RefSeq lists its product as hypothetical. NCBI's taxonomy places the organism in Eukaryota, Evosea, Eumycetozoa, Acytosteliales, Acytosteliaceae. Gene Ontology annotation, cellular component: mitochondrion. Gene Ontology annotation, biological process: amino acid metabolic process; biosynthetic process. Gene Ontology annotation, molecular function: L-aspartate:2-oxoglutarate transaminase activity; pyridoxal phosphate binding. The transcript has a single exon. The record is from RefSeq and is a predicted model, not a curated record. The coding region runs from base 1 to 1269 and encodes 422 amino acids.